UUCCAAGGUUUGCGAUACAUUCCUACCACAAUCGCACAGAACUUUCCACCCCAUCAACAUGAAGCAGCCCACCCGGUGUAAAGAGAGCGUGGCAAUCGGGGCAGUCUGGUCUGCCGACAGCGAUAGUCCCUUCUAGUCUCCCUCCCUCAUGCAUCAGCAUCCGAUCAUCAAUUAUCCAUUAUUGCUUCUGCACGGCUCGGCGUUUUCUUCACCCUCUGCAGCCUGCAACCGAUAGCCCGAUCUCCUGUCUGCCUUUCUUUUCUCUUAUCCUACCCUCGUAGCCCCAAGCUCUCCGGCGCAUUCCGCAUUCUUGGCUGCUUAUCGUGAAUAUGCUGGUGACAUCCGUUGAGGGAUGUCAUGGCCAGCCCGAGGCUGCAACCAAUACCUCUCAUCGCCAACUCCCGUCAUGACCUCACCAAUUUGCGGGGAAGCAAUCAGCUUCGCAACCACUUCACGAGCCACUCCCUCAAGUCCCAGCGUCAUUGCCGCAUCAUCUGUGCCACCGUGGGCCAUAUAAUCCCCCCGAUUCCCACCGUGACCGGCUCUCGGACAUAUCCAGCAUCAGUACAAUCAGUCUUGGAACCACUAUCGAAUAAUUGUAUCAAUACUGAACGAUUCUCUACCAUGCAGUCCUCAAAAGCUAAAAACACCUCGCGCAUGUCGCAAACCUCCCAGAAUCAGGCCGGCGGUUCGAAGAAAGACGAUCCCACUGCCAAUUGGAGUCCGGAAGAAAUCUUCGAGACCACCAUGGACCGCGACGGCAACCCUGUACCCGAUCCCAGCUACUACGUUGACGGUGAUAGGAUGGGCAAGGCUUCCAAAGGCGGCCGCAGUGAAGGCCAGGACGAAGGAGACAUGUAUGCCGCGGCCAACGAUGACUUUGACUAAACUGCCAGAUAUGAAUCAGGACUGUCUAAGUGACGGUCAGUCAGAGGCACAGUCGACUAGCGACUGCGUCUAUCGGCCUCGGUCUUGUGCUAUGCGAUUGAGACAUGUGUAAAUGAAAUGACAUGAAUUGAAUUGAAUUG
Messenger RNA from Aspergillus aculeatus ATCC 16872, 1028 nucleotides. RefSeq lists its product as uncharacterized. The record is from RefSeq and is a predicted model, not a curated record. The transcript is spliced from 3 exons. The coding region runs from base 358 to 888 and encodes 176 amino acids. Lineage: Eukaryota; Fungi; Ascomycota; Eurotiomycetes; Eurotiales; Aspergillaceae.